AUGCUUUGUUCGAUGAAAUUCAUCGCCCUAUUCUUACUACUGGCCAUCCCGUUUUCCUCGGCGAUAAUCCAUCGCUAUAAACUGACAGUUAUGGGCCAGCUGAAAUGCAACGGCACGCCGAUCGCCGGCGUCGAGGUCAAGCUAAUGGAGCACGACCUCUUCAAGGAGGACGACCACUUGGGCACCGAUUUUACGGGAGAAGAUGGAAAAUACAGCAUUUCGGGAGGGGACGUCGAGAUUGGGGAUUUCCCGGAAAACUACCUACAAGUCCUGCACAAUUGUGUGGCAAAUGAUUCGCCAGAAUGGAAACGCCGGAACUGCCGGGCCAUCAUCCACCGCCAAAUCCCGUACAGCUACGUGAACGGCGAUCCCUUCGAGAUGGGCAGCUACGAGUUGUGGCAAAAUAAGGGGAAUCGAAACCUACAACAAAUGCCCCACGGCUUGUUGGAGGAUUCGGCGGAGGAAUCCGACCGGAGCGACAGCUCGAUGGAGAUGGAUGCCGAGCGGCCCGUCAAGAAAAUGAAGAUCAUGAAGAGCCGCGAGCGCAUAGACUCGAGUGGCAGCGAGGACGAAGAAGUGGACGAGGACCGCCUGCGCGAGGAAAUGGGCGACUUCAUCGCCAGCGACGACGAGAUCGAGCUCGAGGAACGGGAUGAAGAUCGAAGGCGCGAAAGCUCGACGGACGAUGAGCUGGACGACGAAGACUUGGCGCUGCUCGACGAGAACUACGGCGCCAAGCUGAAGAAGCGCUCGCGUGUCGUGCAAGAGGAGGACUCGGAGGAUGAGGACGAUCGUGACCGGAUCAAGCGCGACCUGUUUGGCAAUGGCGGAGAUGUCGAUGAAGAAGACGCACGCCGCUCCAACGAGCGCAACCGGUUCGGCUCAAACACGCUCAUCGACGGCUGCUCCGAGGAAUCAAGUGAAGACGACUUUAUCGAAGACCGUCAGCGUGUUCGCCGCCGGCGCUCCAGAGCGACCAACGGACUGGAUACGAUAGCCCUUGACGAAUGUCGCGCUGUCUUCGGCGUCGACGAUCUCAACGGGAUGAGCUUGUUCGAGGACGGCGAGUUGAUCAGCGAUGGCGAGGAGGAAGAUGAGCACCAAUCACCAGUUGCUAAGGAACCGGAAACAAUGGCGAGUGAAGACCGGCAGGCGUUGGAGGAUAAGCGGAUCAUUAUGCAGGACGUUCCUGAAAGAUACCAAAUACGCCGCAUUCCGGUGAAAGAGGCCGACGACGCCGAACUGUCCGCAGAGGCGAACUGGAUCUGGGAGAAGUACUUCAACGAGGGCAUCGGCUUCACCCCGUACGAAAACCGCCUCAACCGCAUCCAAGUCGACGAGAAUGGUCGUGUGCUGACGCUGCUUGAUGGUAUCAUCAACGUGCUCUACGACAUCCGCGUCAAUUUUUUCGAGCCGCCCUUCAUCUACACCUACCGCAAGGAGUCACUCGGCGUCCUGGCGAAUGAACACGUUUGGCGCAUUCUGGAGGCCGACCUCGCCUGGAUGGCGCUCAGCGAGAGGAGGGACAAGCUGAAAGCCCUGGUCGAACGCUUGAAGAACUAUCAAGACGAUCACAAGCUCAUCUCCCGCCGCACCCUAAAACAUGAAGAUGUGUGGAACAUCGAACGACUUGGCUCCGUCGAAGAACUGGACGACUUUGCCAACUGGCUUCAUUUUCACUAUGAUGAGGAUCUCUACAACAUGUCCGAGAAGCGGCUCACCGAAGAGGACCGCGAAGAAGCCGAACCCGAGCUGGCCGUGCAUAAGUUCAAGAAGGUCGUCCGCCAAAGCCGCUAUCGGAAACUCGUCGCAGAUGGGCUGGGCAAGCUGGCCCAACGCUUCGGGCUCUCCGCAGAACAAUUUGCCACCAACUUGAUCUUCGAUUCGGCGCAGGAGGAUGUCCACCCAGAAAAUGCUGACCCGCACGAGGUCGCCUAUCAGCUGAUUCAAGACCGACCCGCUGUAGACGCACUGAAAGAUGCGGUAUAUGUGCUCGCCAUGGAAUUUGCACAAGAGCCACGGGUCGUCUCCACGUUGCGCUCCCGGUACCGCGAACACGCCAACGUCGUCUGCUGGCCAACGAAACAGGGCUGCGUCAUCAUCGACGAGGAUCACCCGAUUUUCCGGUAUCGCUACCUGAACAAGCCGGUCAAGGAGUUCACGGAUGAUCAGUUCCUGUAUCUUGCAUUGGCCCACCGCGACAAGCUCAUCGAGCUGAAGAUCACGCUCGACGACCAUGACCUGGCUGCCGCCAUCAUCGACAACGGCGUCUUCCGAAGUGAAGGCUAUGGCAACGCGGCCUUCGAGUGGAACGCCUUGCGGGACCAGGUCGUCCAGGCGAUGGUCCGCUCGCUGCUGCCGAAGCUCGAAAAGGAGACGUACGACGAUUUGAAGGAGAAAGCCACCAAAUCCGUUCUCGAGGCAAUCGGGCUGCAGAUGUUCGAAGAGCUCUCAAUCGGCCCAUUCAAGCCCGACGGUGUGCUCGGAGAUUCGGACGAUGUGCAACAGGAUCGGAUCGUAGUACUGACGUACUCCCCGGAUUGGAAAGAAGUACCGUUUGGAGUGGCUGUUGACAUGGAAGGCCUGGUUCUGGACCACAUCCGGCUCGACCACCUGAUGAAGCGAGGGGCACCGGUCGGCGGCUCGUUUCUACGUUCGGCUAACCCGCGGAGAGAUUAUGACGCAACAACAAAGGCGGCCGCGUUGAAGAAGCUCGACACGUUUCUACUGAAGCACCGCCCCGCGCUGCUCGUUAUCGCAGGCGAGAGUGUGGCCGCUACACGGCUCCAGAAGGACAUUAUCGAAGCCUUCUGUCAAAACCCGCUGCUCCCAAAAAUCUACAUUUUGCCGAACAACUACGCCAAGGUCUUUGCGAUGUCUGCAGGAGCCAAGGAAGAAUUCCCCGACUACCCGGUGCUGCUCCGCCAGGGCGUCUUCCUCGGCCGCUACGCGAUCGACCCGGCGCUCGCGCUGACACAGUUGUGCAAUGAGGAUGGUGACAUCCUCUGCGUCCCACUUCACCCGCUACAAAAAGAGCUAGACCAAGAGCGCCUUCGGCUGGCCAUCGACACCGAGUUCAUCUACCGCAUCUGCGACAUCGGUCUCGACUUGAACCGGUGCAUCACGCACGCCUACCUCCAGAACGCGCCCCAAUACGUUGCCGGUCUCGGCCCGCGUAAGGCUCGGCGGUUGUUGCGAAGCCGACAGAUUGACGGGUUGGUCCAGUCACGUGCCGACCUCGUGCUUUCCUGCCAGAUCGGCCCGAAGGUGUUCAUGAACUGUGCCGGAUUCUUCAAGUUUGACCAAGAGCAGCUACAACGGCUCGAGCUGGCCUGCGAUGAGUUUGACGCGACCCGCAUCCACCCCGAGGCGUACGAAUGGGGGCGCAAGGUGAUUAACGAUACCCUCGACGUCGAAGUCGCCGAUUUGACGGCGGCUUUUGAAGUGCUAAGAAAGCGGCCCCAUCUUUUGGAGGAAUUCGACCCCGAAGCUUUCCAUGACGCAAUUCCGGACCGGCAUGCGAAUAAGGUAGUGACGUUGCACGAUCUGCGCAACGAGCUCCGCGAUCGGUUCAAGGACACACGCGAGCCGAUGAUGGAAUAUUCCGACAAAGAGCUCUUCAGCAUGCUGACCGCUGUCACCCCGCAGACUCUCUACAUCGGCAAGCUCGUCACUGCCAAGGUUUGCGGCUACGCCUACCGCAAGGUCGACGAUCCGGAGUCUCGCCAAGCUGAGCUAAGCCGUGACGGAAACGGCUGGUCGUGCCCGUGGUGCUGCGACUUCAGCGCCGCCGACCGGCUCGACGUCUGCGAACACAUCGUGAGCACUUGUCCCGGAAAGCCGAGCGGCGUCAAGGUCGUGCUCGACAACGGCAUCACCGGCUUCAUCCCCAUCCCAGCGCUGUGCUCGGACACCACCAACCUCCGACAUCCACGCGAGCGCGCUGCCAUCAACCAAGCCGUCUACGGACGCAUAACGGAAGUCGAGCCGGAUCGCUUCAGCGUCAUGCUUAGCUGCAAGAAAGAUGAUUUGCAAAAGGAGCCGUUGCUUGAUCAGUUCUUCGACCAGGAGCGCGCGGAGGCCGACAGGGCCACGGGGCAGUCGGUGAUGUCGGAACCGCAAGAAGAAAAAGCAUUGAAUAAGCGCCUCAUCCGCCGCGCGAUCGACCAUCCCAUGUACCACAACGUCAUCCUGCCGACGGCCAAGAAGACGUUGUCCACGAUGCUGGUGGGUGAGGGCAUCUUCUGCCCGAGCGAAAGCCCGAACAUGCUUUACCUGCUAUGGAAGGUGGCCGAAGACGUAUACGCGAAGCGGGAAAUUCACGAAUCGGGCAAAGAGGGCCGCCAGCCAAUCGCCCUCGGCCGCAAGUUGAGAAUUGGGAAGGAGAUCUUCGAUGAUCUCGAAGAGGUCCGCGUGCUCUACAUGGAGCCCCGCGCCAUGUUGGCCCGCCAAAUCGUCAACCACAAGUACUACAGCAACGUUACCAUUGAAGGCUCCGAAUUUGCCGAGUUCGAGGACCUGCUCUACCAUGCCUACUGCUCCGACCCGCAAGUGACGCAAUACCGCUUCGCUGUCUCGGCCACCUACCCGGGCAAAUUCAUGCUGGGCUGGUACAGGGAUAAGGCGCACCUCGAGUCGAUCACCAUCGCCGCCAACAAGCUAUGCUUCCGGAAGCGCCUCUUCUGCAACCUCGACGAGCUGAUCGCCUGGUUCAAGCGGCACACG
Mesorhabditis spiculigera is the source of this 4725-nucleotide messenger RNA. The record is from the annotation of a GenBank genome assembly. Lineage: Eukaryota; Metazoa; Nematoda; Chromadorea; Rhabditida; Rhabditidae.